Messenger RNA from Puccinia graminis f. sp. tritici CRL 75-36-700-3, 1746 nucleotides. RefSeq names its product allantoinase. Bases 56 to 1177 code for a protein of 373 amino acids. Gene Ontology annotation, molecular function: allantoinase activity. Gene Ontology annotation, biological process: purine nucleobase catabolic process. The record is from RefSeq and is a predicted model, not a curated record. The transcript has 6 exons. Gene Ontology annotation, cellular component: cytoplasm. Lineage: Eukaryota; Fungi; Basidiomycota; Pucciniomycetes; Pucciniales; Pucciniaceae.
CUCUGUUCGCGGUUGCCCGACUAACAGACAAGCUCGAGGACGCAAGCGGGAAGCGAUGAAGACAAUGCCGAGGCCGAGCACAGUUCGCCAAGUAGUGUAUGCGAUCGAGCGAGCGAUGCUUCCGAGUCCAGGGGGAAGGACGGUGGACGGUAUAACGGCCGAGCGGCCAUCGGAGGCUCAGGAGGAGCGAUUCUCGGAGCCGCAGCCGGCGACGAUCGAGGCCUCCAUCGACACCGGACUGAUCACCGCCAUCCGUCCUGGAAUCGUGCCGCGGGAGAGCUACGGGGCCGACUCCGUCGAGUACCAUCUUCUGCCCGCCCCUCUCAUCGUCUUUCCCGGCCUCGUCGAUCCUCAUGUGCAUCUCAACGAGCCCGGCCGGACCGACUGGGAAGGCUUCGAGACUGGCACCAACGCUGCCGCCGCCGGUGGAGUCACUACUCUCGUCGACAUGCCCUUGAACGCUAUCCCCCCUACCACGACGCUCGCCAAUCUGAACGAGAAGGUACGUGCAGCCGAGGGUCAAUGUUUGGUCGAUGUGGCCUUCUGGGGCGGAGUGAUCCCUGGCAACCAGGAUGACCUCCUGCCCCUCGUCAAGGCUGGAGUUAAAGGGUUCAAGUGCUUCUUAAUCGACUCUGGGGUCGAUGAAUUCCCGUGUGUUUCUGCUGAGGAUCUCGAGAAAUCGAUGGCCAUCCUACAGGAUGCGGAUUCGAUGUUGAUGUUUCAUGGGGAGCUAGACUGUGGAGAAGAGAGUGGGACGAGCGCAGAGUUGUUGAAGGAGAGUCAGGCACAGGAUCCAAACCUGUAUGCGAGCUUCCUAGGCUCGAGGGCGCCCAAACUUGAACUAGACGCGAUUGAGCUCAUCAUCCGGCUCAACAAGAAGUACCCGAACCUGCGCACCCAUGUGGUCCAUCUCAGCGCGGCAGACGCGUUGCCGAUGAUCCGAGAGGCCCGGACUACCCAUGGGCUUCCUCUGACGACUGAGACAUGUUUGCACUAUUUGACGUUGUCGACCGAGGAGAUCCCGGAUGGCCGGGCGGAGUACAAGUGUUGUCCGCCGAUCCGGACGGCGGCGAACGGGGACAAGUUAUGGGAGGGACUUGAGGAAGGGACGAUCGACUUUGUGGUCUCGGACCAUUCGCCAUCGCGACGCCGGAGCUCAAGGAGACGGGCAGUCUGAUGGACGCCUGGGGAGCCAUCCGCCGGUCUGGGGCUCGCCUGAGCUUCCUCUGGCCCGAGGCCCGCAAGAGAGCCGUCUCGCAUCUCGAGGGGCGCCUCCUCAAAGGGCUCUGCGAACGGCCCGCUUCCUUUGCGAGCUGGGACGGCCAUAAGGGCUCCCUUGCACCCGGAUAUCAAUGCGACCUCUGCAUCUUUGAUCCCAAUCUAGCCUUCCAAGUUACCAAGGAAGACUUGAAGUUCAAGAACAAGAUCUCGGCUUACAUCGGAAAACAUCUGUCCGGAAGGGUCGUCUCUACCGUCCUCGCCACCCGACUUGUCUACGAUAUCGAGCAUCUCGUCUCUGCUCCUGUCGGCCCUUCCGAACGGCUUGGCAUGCUGCUGUUGAACCGGAAUUGAUUAAUCAUCGAAAUGGUCUUAUCCUGCUUGUCUUUCUAUCCAAUUCAAAACACACAUUGUUAUGUAUCUAUCCAUAUCCAUCCAUGUCGGUUGUGUUUAUUAUAGUUUUGUGUAAUGGUUCUGGUGAAGCAUUGGAGGACUUCCCAUCGGAUCUGGGACCCUCGCAGUUUGCGG